AGCCUGGUGGGGGGGAGUGGAAUGCGGGAUUUAACCAUAGUGUUGACAACCAAGAGAGUUGCCUGUCAGAUAAGGUCCCUUUGAAGGAACAUUUGGCAUGUUCUAUUCUCUUUGUUGUUUUUUUGAUUAGAAACAAAGCUUCAACUUAAACCUGCCCCCUUAAUAGCCGUGCAGACGGUGUGCAUCCACAUCGAGCCACUUGUGUGAGGAGGUUUCUUAGACAUAUACAUUUAUUCCCUGUCCCAGGUGAAUAGGCGCUGCGCCGCGGGACAGGUGCGGCUGGCGGCGUCCCGCGAGUGCGUCUCCCCCUCCCUGUACCCGUGCAACGUCACCUGCGGAGCCCACGGCGGGACGGUGGACCCGGAGAUGGGCAUGUGAGCGCCACGAUAGGAGAACCAGGACCAAUACAGAUAAAAACACAAAUCAAUCAGCCACGGCUGGGGCCCAGAGGUUAUUGAUGCUGAGGGGCUUUAAGUGAUGACAAUCCCUUCCCUGUCGGGGCGCGCUCUCCCCUUCCCCAGCUGUCAGUGUGAGCGCUACGUGUCCUCCGAGGAGCUGUGCAACUCUUCCUGCGUGGCCGGCCUGCCGCAGCUCUCCGCCCGGCUCUCCGCUGACGGACAGCUCAUCCUCAGCCUGAAGCAGAUGGACAGCCGGCUGUGGGUCCGGAAUGGCAGGGAUAUUUUGGGCCCCGAUGUCCAUUUGAAGAACAUUGGGAAGGUCCAUGUAGUCCAGUUUGUCCCUGAUGGCGUGUUUGGUUGGAUCUUCACGGAGAGAACGUUGAUGAUUCAAUUUCUGUCAGAUGAGGGGGAACUCCUUCACGACAAGGAUAGGAGUAAGAGAGACACAGACACCAAAGAGACUGCUCGGACGCCCGUCAGUCUUCCACGAAUCCCGAAUCCCAUCGGCUGUCUGUCCUCUGGAGACAUGAUAGUGUUCCAGCUCACCAUCAACCACACUGACCGCAGCCUCAGCCACUUCCCGGUGUAUCACAAAGACCACCUGUUCAACAGCAACCCCGGCUGGGAUUUCGGGGCCUUCCGGCGUCUCCAGGUCCUCAUGAAGCAGACACACUUCAACUCAACAAGGUUCGCCCACGUGUUCUCGGAGACGGGGAAGUACGUGCUGGUGGACAGCGCAGUGCCUGAGAGGAGUGUGGUGGUGGUGGUGAGUGACAGGGGGACGCAGUGUGACCCCAGGGCGGCCGUGUUCCAGCCCCAGACCCCCGCACAGCUGGUCCGCUUUGGGAUCCUCAAGCAACCCCGCCUCAACCUGCUGCCCGACUGGGGGGUCAUCGUCGCGGUCCUGAGUCUCCUGCUGCUGCUGGUGGUGGUGCUGACCAGUAUAGCGCUGGUUCUGAGGCCCAGCCAAGCCAAGCUGAUCCUGCAGUGGAGGAACAAACCACGCUGGCGGAGCCUGGGGGAGCCCUGCUGUCCCGUGGAGUACCUUCCCCAGGGAGACAGCUUACCCGCCCCACUAAACUGUGCAGGCCUACUAGGUAACAGAGGAGUAGGAGAGGGGGCAGAGGCAGAAGAACCUGCCGUCUCAAAGGGAGAGCGUUUUGACUUGGAGGAGUUCAACGUUAAAACCCUGUACGACAAACUGGAGGACCAAAACCUGCACCUGGCUUCACAGUUGGCCCGCCACCGCAAAGACACACAGGAAUUCUACAGGAACAUGUGCCAGCAGGCCGAUGGCUUACAGAAUCUUUUAGAAAACAUGGAUGUAAAGAAAUUAAGUCUUCUGAAGGAGCUGGGCCUUGACUCCUUGGAGCGUAAGCUCUGUACUGAUGCUGGGGGAGAGAAGAAAAAACAAGCCGAUGCUUCUGUGGCCCUGCUGGGUGCUGUUCUGGGGUCUGUGGAAGCCCUCAUACUGCGGCUGACGGGGGAAGGCUGGCAGAACCAGGAUCUGCCCUCACCACCCCACUGCCUAGACAACCAUGAGUGUGAGGAGUAUGGACAAAACAGCGAAGCACACGUGUGUGAUCCACAGUCGUCCCCGAGGAAUUUAACCAAAAUAGCAGGUCCUCAUCAAGAUUCAGGGCAUUCGCUGAGUGACCAUGACCUGUCCAAGCUGGUGGCCAUAACUCCUCUGUCUAGAACUCUGCAGGAGAUCCAGCAAUCUCUACAGAAUCUAACUUCAGCUGGCCCUGAUGUUAACGACCAGGCUGUUAUUGAAGACCAGCCCCUGCAGCCAAUUCCGGUCGCCCUGGACAAUCUUCCUCCACAGCACUCUGCCAUUUUCCUGUUUGGUUGCCAGGUGAUGCGGUUGCUAGGCAAAUUGCCUUUGUUCCCGCCUGUGCUUUUGUUGAUCGCAAAGUCCAUCCCUGUCUCCUCCUGGUCCUCCCCGGGGGGUUUGCUGGCGCAUUGCUCGGGGGGCUUUCACUUUGACAAGAGCAAUCAGAUACUCUACCUCUCUGAGGCCAAGCUUCAGCACGUGGGUCAGUUCAUCGCCACCAUCCUCCAGGCCAUGGCCUAUGUGGCAUCAGGGUCCAGGCCGCAGAUCUUUAUGCAGGCCCUUCAUCAGGCAAUAUCAGCGCUGAGCCUUCAGCUCUUCAACGUCUCCUUUAAGUUGGACCAGAUGGUGUUGUUUCAGCCGGAAGACUCUGAGGCUCCACAGAGGUCACAGCACGGCUCGUUACCCGACGACUUCCUCAACGUCAGCGUCCCCUACGAGGAGUAUUUCUCUGAGGAUCUCCUGGCUAGCAGACUUCAGAAAUACAAGUUUUUCAAAUUAGAGCAGCUAAUCAGAGAUCUGAAACAUGGACCACAAACAGCUAAGCAGAGAAACAUGGGUGUAUCCCCUGAAGGUAAUCCUGCUCAGGUCUCCUCCAUAGAGGAGGAAAUAGAUCGCUUGAAUGAAUCCUUCCUACAUCUGAGUCUCCAGCUGCAGAAAAGAGGUCAGAUGCACACUCAGCGCUGGGAGAGUCAGCAUACUUCAACCGAUCAUGCGGCUAGGCCAGCCGGCACAGAGCUGCCAGCCCUCAGUCGUAAUGGAACAAUCCUGGUGGAGCUCCAAAGACGAUACGUGUCCCAGAAACUCGACGAGCUGCAAAUCACAUUAGAGCAGAGAAGGCCGUGCCAGCGGCCCGGUGGCCCCUCACAAGACGGGCCCAAGAAGAACCCAACAACCACCGACAGCUACACCGCUCAGCAGGGGGGACACACCCCCGGCCCAGAAGACCAUCAGAACCACCAGGACCACGGGGCUCUUUCAGAGGGCUGCAGGCAGGGCACGGCUCCAACUUACCACCGCAGUCAGAGCCAACCAUCGGUAGUCGCAGAGAGCGGACAGUUUGGAAACUAUUUAUUAGAAGGGCAUGUUUCCGACCAGAAGGCUCAAGCUUCCUGAAAGUUCCAGCGAUGGUGAUGAUACAUGCAUGGCCGACUGAUGAAUACCAGAGCCUCCCGAGUGCAAAGACCCAGGGAAAAGUGGAGUUGACUUGUCAGAUAGCAGAGGAGUGGCUGACAAGAGGUACAGAUAUAGACGACCUAAUCACCCGGCGCCGGGUCUGAAUGUAGAUAAAUAGCUGAGGUUUUAGUUAUUCGUCAUAUUUUUCUUUCUGUUGUGCUACUCUUAUAACUGAAUAGAUGACGUUGACAAACGACUGAGAAUACUCAAUCAGAUUCUCUGGGUUUUUUGAGGUUCUUGAAUUUGACAGGAAUGACGAAUUAUACUUUGCACAGGCUAUAGAAUAAGUGAGUGAGUGCAGAUUUCAUCAUACCUGAUCCAGAACAGAAAUAUUCUCUGCCUGGCAAGAGUUGUGUAACACAAUCUGUCAUCUUGUCCAAAUAGUUUCCAAGUCAGGAGUUCUACAGGCCGUGUCGGUAGCAGCCCACUAGUUGCCACACUUGUAUCAACACAUCCAAUAAUAGGCUGUUGCCGCUGCAGAUAAAACUGAGAGAGAUCAUGAGAUGUUUUCCUGUCUUGGCCUGUGUGACCUUUUCCUUCAUGUUCCUUUCACCUUGUUCUGCCUGUCUUCCUCAUUCACACGGCCAUCCACAAACCGGACCACUAACAGAACCAGAACCUGAAGUACACAUUAAACAUUGUGAACCUGCUCCACUAUGUGCCGUCUUUCUCCAUUUCUGAGGACAGUGCUCAGGGUCCCAUAAUAGAAAGUGAGUUUUUCUUCAGGGGACAAUAGUCAGUGAGCCAAUUCCGAAGGUCAGCCAGGCAACAAGGUCUUCAGUUGCUAUCAGUGUUAGGUUUGAGCUCCAUGCCAAAUACUUUUGGCAGAGAGAUACACACUGCUCUGCUGAUCCAAUGUUCCCUUUUGAGUGUGGUGUGGAUUUUGGAAAGCAUGUGUUAAGGUAUGCCUGUGCAUUCGGUGGGAGGAAAAACAGCGGUUUUGUCUGCUCCUGUUUGUGUUCAUCAAGACAGUCAAAGAGAGUGAGGGAAAAGAGAGAGGACAGAGAAUGGUAACGAUGGCUACAUGAGAUUAUUUGAUUUACCAGUUGGAUCAGCUCUGUGGCAACCCUUAAUCUUCCUUCUGUCUUUCACAUUUUUGUAUAACACCAUAACUCCCUGGGUAAAUGCUCUGUUCAAUGUGUGUGUGUGUGUGUCUAUGUGUUGAUUUGCACAUUAUCUGUGUCUAGUUGCGGUUAUUUAUAGAAUGUUUGUGUGUGUGCACAUGGUUCUGUUUGAACGUGUGUGUGUGUGUGUGUGCAUUCAUUUAGGUUUGUGUGUGCAUGCCUUUGUGUGUGUGAGCGAGAGAGAGGAGAAGCCAUAUCAUUUAAUACCCGUGUUUUUCUUGGCUAGUGUAAUGGUUGGCAGCUGCUCCAGUAGCUACUGUGCGGUUCCAAACAUGCCAGUUGUAGUUAACCCCUACUAGAACCAUCACUUUUUUAUAUAUUAUUAAGCAUUUUCACAUCGCAAAAUAGUAAUUGUCCUUUUCAAAUAAAACUCUAAGUAGAAACAUCAAAGACUUAAACCCAUGUUUUGGUUCAGAGAAAGCUACUCACACUUCAUACAUUUCUAGCAUGUUCCAUCCGGUAAGCUGUAAUCAAGUUCUAGUAAUAUUCAAAUCCCUCAAAAUCCCUCAAAGUCUGUUCUUGCCCCUUAAAGACCCUUAACACCCACAUACCCACACACACACACACACACACACGCACGCCUACUGCUAAGGUUGAGGACCCAAAAUGCACGACACAAAGAUUAAUUUCCAAACCACAGGUUUUACUCACACAAGGCUCUGGAUACAUGAAACACAAGGUGCACGCAACAACAGAAACAAUGAUUGAGCAAGGAACUGAACCAAGGCAACAACUUAAAUACACAUGACUAAAAAGACACAGGUGGGCAGGGAACAAGGUAGAACUUUGGGCAAGACAACAAUCAACCUCAAAUUAAUAACUAGACUCAGGAUGGCAGGGAGCAAGGUAAUAAUGAGGACAGUAGGCGGGACUCAGGUUAGGGGCGGAGACACAGAAUCACAAGACAAACCAAACUGAAGCACAUGGAAGACUACAAACAAACACAGGAAGUUCAAACCCAGGAGAUACCACUGAAAAACCAACAUAAAAGUCCAACACAUGAAACAAAACAAACACACAAACAUACACACACACAUAGAUCAGAUCCUCUCUCUGAUUUACCUAAUGUCUGAUUGUUUUCAUAUAAAUUGAUACAUUCACCAACACACAGUGUACAUUCUGCAAGCUUUUCCUUCCCCUGUAAUGAAUCGAAAUCUCCCUUCCAUUGUAUCUCCCUGUGACUCUCAGGGGAGACCCGCCUCUGACUUUGGAAGAAACUGAAGUAGGGCAUGAUACACACAACAUCAUUUGACAAGUAAGCAUUGGCUAAGAGGAAGCACUGGGGUUGUGGCCUCUGGUCAUCUUUCUGAAUCAGUAGGCUGUGGAGGAGGCUGAACUGGCUGCAACCCCCGUCGCCAAGCUGAACACGUUGCCAUGGUUUCCUUGUCCGGCGGUUGCUGUCUCACCCGGCCUGCCAUAGUUAGUCUGUGUCUGCGAGUCAUUGCCUGCCCACUGCCUGAAUCAUAGGACCCCCAUUCAUAACCCCUCUCCUCCAAACUGGGUUUUCAAAAUCAUUGCACUGCUUGUCUCUUUGUUGUUCGCUGAACCAGUCAACCUCUGGGUUUUUAUUCCAGGUGACCAGAUUUCUGAACGGGGACAUUUGUAGUUAGGUGGUCCAUAUAUCAACAAAAUUCUGUUAUUAUUUCUGAAAUUAAUAAAAAGGACACGUUUUACCUAUUCUCAUCAUGGUAAAUAUAGUACUGAAGUCACAUAUCGGGCAGCACAUGCCCGAUGGUUAACGAUGAUUUGUUUUAACCUCUGAUAAACUUUGCCAAAAACGAGCCAAAGUACUCGUACUUUCUUCCUAUAGUAUUGAUAUCCUAUUGUUUAUGAUCGGUCCGAUCAUGGGACGGAGUCAAUAGAUAGACCCCCGCGUAGCAAGUUCACAUCACAGCCAAUCAGAAAGACACAAUACUCUCUGUCUCCAGUGAAUAUUAAUGAGGAAACUAGAACCGUUGCAUUUAAAACUCUAUCAUAUCAUUGUUUUACCUUAAUUUUCUUAAAAAAGGGACUAUUCCGGGGACAUCUCUGGCCGGGGACAUGGCACUAGAAACGGUGACUGCAUGUGGAAAAACAGUCUGGUCACCCUAUUUUCCUGUUGCCUUAAUUGGUUGUUGUGACUGCGAUGUUUUGUCUUCACCAUUAUAUAUAGUACAGCCACAGACUUUAAAUGGAAUAAAAUAUUGGAAUGAGUAAAUCCUUGACUCUGCCUAUCCUUCUAAGCCUUUCAUUCCACCAUAUAUUGACCCCUAGAUUACACACAUUGAUGUCACAGCAGGAUUAUUCAAGCUCUUAAAGACUCUAGUCCCAGCAGCUACAUUGCAGGUUCACCUCAUCCUGCUAUUUCAGCCAGAGGCUAUUCACAAACAUGGGGUUGACCGAUUGAUGACAUGAACAAGACUUGCUUAAUUUUGAUAAUUCUUAAAUUGAGCUGAACAUAAAAAGUACAAAAAUAAUUUAAAAAAUAAAUAAUAAAAGUUAGGGCAACAGCAGGGGUUCCAAACUAUAUCAAACAAGCAGCUCACAUAGAUGGGGAAUUGUAAUAUAAAU
Gadus morhua (Atlantic cod) is the source of this 7082-nucleotide messenger RNA. RefSeq lists its product as uncharacterized. The transcript is spliced from 19 exons. The coding region runs from base 478 to 3348 and encodes 956 amino acids. The record is from RefSeq and is a predicted model, not a curated record. NCBI's taxonomy places the organism in Eukaryota, Metazoa, Chordata, Actinopteri, Gadiformes, Gadidae.